Molecule: messenger RNA, 719 nt
Organism: Linum trigynum
Lineage: Eukaryota; Viridiplantae; Streptophyta; Magnoliopsida; Malpighiales; Linaceae
Source: the annotation of a GenBank genome assembly
GCAUCAAACUCUGACCCCUGAAGCAGCUACACCUGUUGGGGCAACAACUCAUGGCCUAAUGAAAUUGUUUCUGAGGGAUUUCAUAGUGAACUCAACUUUCUUCCCAGUAAGUCUAAAUUUCCUAUCACUAGUGUCUUGAAAGUUCAAAUUGUGACCAAUGCGCUAUGGAGUCUUUCAAGUAGAGAACUUUUGGAGUUCGAUGUCCCCGUCCCCGAUGGGUCGUGGAGGAGGUAGCUCCGCUUCCAGACGCGGUCUGAAGCAAGGGAGUUGGGUGGUUGGACCUGGAGAGAGGGGCAGAGAGGAAUCGGUCGGUGACAAGGUGAUGGUUGUGUUCGGGGGUGAGGAUGAUGUCAUGGAAAGGGUUGGAGCCGGAGAGGAGGUGGGUGGCGGCCAAGGAAUCAGAGUUUUGGAGGACGGUGGGUAGUAGAAUUGCGACGCAGGCGAAGUUAGCGGUGGAGACGAUGAGCACGAUGGAAGGAUUCACGACGGUGAAAAAAUCAUAAUUAAAGAAAUUUGGAUUUUCUUAUUUUAAUUUAUAAUAAUUAGCCGGAAAAUAAGAAAUAAUUUUUUUUUAAUUGCCACGUCACUCAUUUAACGGUCAACUGUAAUAGUUGACCGCCACAUCAGCAAAAGUUAACAUAAACUAACGGCCAGUGACCAAACUUGAACUGUUAACCCAAUUUAAGUGACUACGGAUGGAAUAAAGUAAUUCUAUUGGC